Messenger RNA from Daldinia decipiens, 1812 nucleotides. RefSeq names its product NADP-dependent oxidoreductase domain-containing protein. Gene Ontology annotation, cellular component: cytosol. Lineage: Eukaryota; Fungi; Ascomycota; Sordariomycetes; Xylariales; Hypoxylaceae. The record is from RefSeq and is a predicted model, not a curated record. Gene Ontology annotation, molecular function: aldose reductase (NADPH) activity. The coding region runs from base 1 to 1812 and encodes 603 amino acids. The transcript has 15 exons.
AUGGAGAGUCAUCGUGGGCGAAAGCAACUCGAAGACUACUUCAUGAAAGUUUCUAUCGGACACCACGGUCGUGAGGCGCUCAAAGGCGAAUUUGAGUCCACCUUGGCCAUUUAUAACAUCACCCCCGACUUCUGCCCCAAACCAAUCGCUUGGGGUACCUUCGCCAGCGAUCCGACGUCGCACUUUUAUAUUUGCAAAUUCUACGACUUUGUCGAAGGCUUUGGAUUCCACUGCGUGACGUACAAUGGCAAUCUACCGCAGGACAAUUCUUGGUUCGACAGCUGGGAGGCUUUCUUCGCAAAUGGCCUCCGACACGUGCUAAGGAUUCGAGAGGAGAGAGCCGGACCUGACGCCGACUUAGAUAGUCUUCUCCCUACUUUGUUUAAUAGGAUAAUCCCACGGCUUCUACGCCCGCUAGAGAGUGACGGCCGUAAGAUAUUGCCUUCACUAGUUCAUGGCGACCUCUGGUAUGGCAAUGCUGGAAUUGUCGACGAAGGUACUGAAGAGGGUAUAGUAUAUGACCCGGCUAGCUUCUGGGCGCAUAACGAAUACGAGCUUGGAAACUGGCGCCCCGAGCGAAACAAGUUCACUCGUCGAUACUUUAAAGCAUAUCACUCUCAUAUCCCCAAGUCCGAGCCUCAGGAAGACUACGACGAUCGGAAUGCACUUUACUCCUUGAGAUUCAAUCUGCAUGCUGCCGCCAUGUUUCCGCAUCAGGGAACGUUUCUGCAAAUGGCAGUCGACGAGAUUCGAAGGCUUACACAACAAUAUGUUUCAAGUCGACUUCGCCUCGCUAUCAAUUAUACCAUGGACCUCCCCGAUACCUUUGUGUUGAAUAAUGGCCGGAGGGUUCCUGCCAUCGGUCUUGGAACCUUUCAAGGCGAGGAGGGAAACUCUUCAGUCAAGAAUGCUGUGAAGUUGGCUCUGGCCCAGGGUUAUCGGCACAUUGAUGGGGCCCACGCUUACGGGAAUGAAAAGGAAAUCGGCGAGGCUAUUAAGGAGAGUGGAAUCCCCCGGGAAAAGAUCUUUAUGACGUCUAAGCUCGCCCAGACAUGGCAUGAUCCUUCCGAUGUUGCAAGAGCCUUGGAUGAAUCGCUUGAGAAUCUUCAACUGGAUUAUGUUGACUUAUAUCUGAUGCAUUUCCCUCAUGCUUAUAAGGCCGGCAAGAAUAACAAGACCGUGAGGCACCCAAGCGGUAACGGCAAGCCUGUAAUAGACUAUGAACGGUCCAGAAGAUAUCCAGAAACUUGGGCAGCAAUGGAGAAGCUUGUCGCCUCUGGCAAAGUACACUCGAUUGGAUUGUCUAACUUCAACAUUCUUAAGACUAAAAGGAUUCUCGAGAUCGCUAAGAUUAUCCCGGCCGUCAUUCAAGUGGAAAUCCACCCAUAUCUCCCACAGCAUGAGCUCCACCACUUCUCGGUCCAGCAUGAUAUCCUCGUCAUGGCUCAUCAACCCCUCGGUGGCCGGCCGAUACCCCUCGUUCGAGGAAACCCCGACCAGCCGUUUCCUACAGAAGACCAAAAGAUCAAAGACAUCGCCACCCAGUGUAACAUGACUCCCGCACAGGUUUGCUUGUCUUGGGCCGUGCAGAGAGGUAUACCAGUUAUUCCCAAAUCCACCAACGAAGCGCACAUGAAAGAAAAUCUACGACUUAAAAAGCUUCCAGACGAUGCUUUUGUCGUCGUCGAUCAUUUGUCUUCGGAACGGGGGCCUCUUCGGUUCCUUGACCCCAGGCGACACAUAGGCUUCGACAUUUUUGAUGAAGAACAGGAUCAGCCAGUGGAGAAUAGUGCCCCCUGGGAUCAUCACUGA